AGUAUCAUUAUCCAUUUGACAUUUGUAUAGCUUUCGUGAGUUGGUAUUGAGUUUCACGGGAGAAACAUAAACAUCGGUCGUAGGUGGAACAAGCGAUAUUCCUGGGUUCGUAAUUAUUUUUCCAAGGUUUCGCGGGAUUAAAAUAUGAAUAUUUCAAUUGAGCGUAGACGGCCAGAAAGUGGUAAUGUACUACCACCGAAAGGAUGGUCACCGAGAGACGAAACGCUGCGGAAAAGCAGUGUUAUCCCGCCGGGAAAAGUUGAUGUAUAUUACUAUGGUUCAGGGGGUGUUGGUAAAAAACCUGUCGAUACAAAGUCGCAACUAGCUCGUCAUUUGAAUGAACCUGUCGAUGUGACACCCAUCGACAUUCAAAGCAACAAAAUCCUUUCAAACACCCAACCAAUAACAUUACAUCGUAAUUCAUCCAAUCUCUAUAAACGUAAAUUAUCAACAAUCGGAUCAACAAGCCUCUAUAGUCCAGGCGGCACUUCAUCAACACUUCGUCACCACCUUGAAUUCAGCCGUGGAUUGAGAACAGAUAUAUCACUGGUACCUCCCAUUCGUCAGACCGCAUCGAUUUUUAAACAGCCGGUAACAGUGCACAAAACACAAGAGGGUAAGGUGAAACAUGAUCUGAAACAUGGCACACAGGAUAAGCCGAGGCAACUUUUUUGGGAGAAGCGACUGGAAGGUUUGCGAUCAUGUGACGUGACCGGCAUGGAGUUCGGCCCGAUUGAUUUGCCAAAAAGCAUUAAGCCAGUUGGACCAAAUGUGAACGAGCAAACAUUGUUGCAAUCGGUGGCGACAGCAUUACACGUUUCCAAUCAGCCAGUUACGGGACAGAUGACAGCCAAGCAGAUACUAUGUGCGAACACUGGUGUGUUCUUGAAUCCCGAUCAGCCAUUGAUGCACUCAGUGAAUGUUUCAGAGGAUGAUAUCAGACGGCAGGAAGACCGAGUUAGCCUUGCUAGGCGCAGACUUCAAGAGGCUCUCAAAGUUUAGUAUCUAAUAUAACGUAUGUUUUUCGUAAUUCAUAAUUAAUCUAAAGUAAUGGUAAGGUAAUAAAAUCACCACUGAAAAUAGACA
This is a messenger RNA of Hermetia illucens (black soldier fly), 1086 nucleotides long. RefSeq names its product methyl-CpG-binding domain protein 2 (gene MBD-like). The transcript is spliced from 3 exons. Lineage: Eukaryota; Metazoa; Arthropoda; Insecta; Diptera; Stratiomyidae. The coding region runs from base 145 to 1002 and encodes 285 amino acids. The record is from RefSeq and is a predicted model, not a curated record.